UCCGCCUCGCUCUCCUAUCGGACCGUUUCCCCUACCGCAUCCAUUUUUUGUGCAUUCAAGAAAUCUCUUGGAGUUAGCAGCAGCAGCGGCGGCAACCAGGAGGGAAUCGCGGGGAAGCGAUUACCGCAAUAAGGGAUCGCGCGCCCUACCAUUGGACGAUGCGCGAGAGCUCUCCGUAAGCGGCAGCAGCCAUGGGUUAGACUGCACUCACCAUGAUUUCGAAAUAAAAGCAGCAUCUACACCUGAGAAUGUCAGCUCGGGGGGCCCCGGCCGCGUCCCCUGCGGCUCCCGCUCCGCCGGACCUGAGCCACCUCACCGAGGAGGAGAGGAAGAUCAUCCUCUCGGUCAUGGAGCGACAGAAGAAAGAGGAGGAGAAAGAGCAGUCCACGCUGAAGGAACCUCCUAAAGAAGACACAAAGCCUCAGCCAGCUCAGUGGAACCCUUUCAGUGGAAUCACUGAGCUGGUUAGUAAUGUUCUUCAGCCCCAGUCAAAGUCCACCAGUGAGGAGCAGCCAAAGCCGAAGCUGCACCAGCAGUUUGAGAUGUACAAGGACCAGGUGAAGAAGAUCGGAGAGGAGGCUCAGAAGAACCCGGAGCAGAAGGGAGACUCACCCACCUGUGGGAUCUGCCACAAAACCAAGUUUGCCGAUGGCUGCGGCCACGUCUGUUCUUAUUGCCAAACCAAGUUCUGCGCGCGCUGCGGAGGACGCGUCUCCCUCCGCUCCAACAAAGUAAUGUGGGUAUGCAACCUGUGCCGAAAACAACAAGAAAUCCUCACAAAGUCGGGAGCAUGGUUCUACAGCAGUCCUGAGGGCUCCAGAUCAGGGCCCGAAGCCAAAGUAAGGGGAGGCCCAGCCAGUGCAAACCAGGACCCUCUCAGAAACGGUUCAGGGAUCCCAGACAGAAACAGAAGCCCAUCAGCAUCCAGGGACCCCAACGCGGCAUAUAACCAAAGGGAGGGGGAAGGAGGACUGCAGUAUGCCCCGGCUGAAGGUGGCAUGCCCCGCUCUCCGUCCGACUACGGACGUGACCCUGGCCGUUCGCCGAGGAGUUCAAGAAUGUACAAUGAGGUGGGCGGUUAUCAAGACAGUCGAGGACGCUGGCACUCUCAAGGCCAGCGUUUGGAUGGCCAGCUAGAAGACUAUGACCUCCAAAGACGCCGUGAGGAGGAAUACCAGGCCCGAUACCGCAGCGACCCCAACCUGGCGCGCUACCCAGUCAAACCCCAGCCCUACGAGGAGCAGAUGCGCAUCCAUGCCCAGGUGUCACGGGCUCGGCACGAGCGGCGCCAUAGCGACGUCUCACUUGCCUAUACAGAACUGGACGAGCCUCUGCAUGACCCCGGUGGGCGGCAGUCACGCCUCCCUCUGUUGGGAGGCCCAAGUCAACGCUCGUACUCCAUGGACAGGAGCUCACCGGGACAUCGGAUGACGAAUCAUAGCCCACCAACACCACACCGCAGCCCUGUGCUGGGUGAUAGCCGCCGAGGACUGGCAGAGCCAACGAGGAAACCCAUACCCCCACAGCACCACUUGGACCCUAGCUCAGCUAUGCGCAGGAACAAACAGGACAAAAUGGAUAGCAUGCUACGAAACGACUCUCUAAGCUCAGACCAAUCCGAGUCGGUUCGGCCUCCUCCACCUCGACCACACCGCAGCAAAUGCCUUGGCAAGCUCAGAACCAUGGGCAGCUUCAGCAGCUCAGAGGAGGAGUUGGCCACCACGCCAGAGUACACCAGCUGUGAGGAUGUGGAGCUGGAGAGCGAGUCCAUCAGCGAAAAAGGAGAUAUGGAUGGUCACUGGUGGGACCAUGCGUCUUGGCAUAGCGAGGCCUCCUCAAUGUCUAUGCACCCGGUGACAUGGCAACCAUCCAAAGAUGGAGAGCGCCUAAUUGGGCGGAUAGUGCUAAACAAGCGGAUGAAAGAUGGCACGGUGCCCAGAGACACGGGGGCACUGCUGGGCCUCAAGGUGGUGGGAGGGAAGAUGACAGAGUCUGGCAGACUUUGUGCUUUCAUUACGAAGGUGAAGAGAGGAAGUCUAGCAGACACUGUCGGCCAUCUCCGACCAGGCGAUCAGGUCCUGGAGUGGAACGGGAGGGUCUUACAGGGAGCCACAUUCAAGGAAGUUUACAAUAUCAUUCUAGAAUCCAAGUCAGAGCCGCAGGUGGAGCUGGUGGUCUCACGGCCCAUCGGAGAUGUCCCUAGAAUACCAGAGAGCACACAUGGACAACUUGAAUCAAGUUCAAGUUCCUUUGAAUCUCAAAAAAUGGGCCCGUCCAUCUCUGUCACGUCCCCCAUGAGUCCUGGCAUGCUCCGGGACAACCCUCAGUAUCUGUCCGGACAGCUUUCAAGUCCAUGCCUUAGUAGAAGAACCACGCCUUUUGUCCCUAGGGUCCAGGUCAAGCUGUGGUACGAUAAAGUAGGACAUCAGCUCAUCGUCACUAUCCUGGGCGCCAAAGACCUGCCUUCACGAGAAGACGGGCGACCCAGGAAUCCAUACGUCAAAAUCUACUUCCUCCCCGACAGAAGCGAUAAAAGCAAGAGGAGAACGAAAACAGUGAAGAAAUCUCUGGAGCCCAAGUGGAACCAGACGUUCAUGUACUCGCCGGUGCACAGACGAGAGUUCAGGGAGCGCAUGCUGGAGAUCACGCUGUGGGACCAGGCCAGAGUCCGAGAGGAGGAGAGCGAGUUCCUGGGAGAGAUUCUGAUCGAGCUGGAGACGGCGCUGGUGGACGAUCAGCCUCACUGGUAUAAGCUCCAAACACAUGACCUGUCCUCCAUGCCGCUGCCGAACCCCUCGCCCUACAUGCAGAGACGCCUCCUGCACGGAGAGAGCCCCACACGCAGGCUGCAGAAUAAGGGCCCGUAUUUUUACAACUCAGGUAACUUUGCCCUGCUUGCUCCAGCUAGCUUUUCCUUUCUCUUUGGAGUGGGUGAAGACGGGAUUGGUGUUAUCUCAGAUUACCGGCACAAUGGCAGGGAUUUCCAGAGCUCCACUCUGUCUGUCCCGGAGCAGGUGAUAUCGUCCAAUCACUGUUCCCGAUCGGACGUGACCCGCACACGCUCACGCUCACCCAGCGUCCCUCCACCACAAAGUCGAAGUUUAGACCACGGUGUGAGAGGAGGACCCUCGCAGUACGGCCCCCGACAUCGCCUGUCUGAAGACAGAUACUCAACAGACAGCCAGUAUCUUACCCUCCCUCCUCGAACCAGACACAGACAGCCAAGCGUCGACCCCGCUAUCCAGGACCCCAGUAUGCACCCCCUCUAUCGGGAGGACGCGGUCAGGUUACUGCGCUCCACUAGGAUGGCCCGUGCCUUCUCAGACGGGGCUUACAAUAGCGUGGACAGGAGGAUGAGGAGAGAUAGACAAAUGUCUGCCUACAGUGACUCAUUUGAAUCUCCUGAGAGAUAUUACAAUGGGCCCAAUCAUGUAUCUACUCCAUGGCCCAAUCAUGUCAUGAAUGGAACCAGUGCAGACUACAGAGAGGACAAUAUCCCAGAGUUCCCAGCUAACCAUGAGCACUUUGAGGAAGAUCUAAGGUAUAGCCGCAGCAUGGUGGACAGACAUGACCAUUACAGGUCCAGGUCAGCUGACCAGCGGCCCAUGAUGGAGCGACCGGUCUACACGCGCUCCCGCUCGUCCGAGCGGCCCGACUCCGUCUACAUGAGAUCCAUGCCGUCCUUACCGUCAGGGAGAUCCGCCCCUCCCUCUCCUGCCUUAACGAGGGCAAACAUCCGAACGGGAUCGGUCCAAACAAGUCCCAGCAGCACGCCAGUAUCGAGUCGAAGAGGUCGGCAGCUACCGCAAGUCCCACCAAAGAGCUCUAUGGACAGAAAAGAUGGCGAGGGCAUUACUGAGCCUUAUGAAGUGGUGGGAGGGGCUUCACAACCCCUGGCCCCGCCCCCUCCACCUCCUCAAGCCACACAAGCAAUGGCUGCUCAUGUCUGGAUGGAGCCUCCUGUCCUGGGCCCCAACACCACCUAUGCCCCCAUACCUCCUCUGAGCGUCACAUGGGAGGACCAGCAGAAGAAAGCUCCUGCUGUAGUGUCAGAGUCAACAGUGUCAGAGAGUGAAGAUGCAGGCACUUUGAAGGAUCCAUCAAGGCGUGGGAUGGACAGUCUCUCCAUGAGGUCGUCGGACAGUGAUGUAAGCGACGUGUCCGCUUUGUCGAGCGCGUCUCGUCUUAGCAGCACGAGCUACAUGUCUGUCCAGUCAGAAAGGGUGCGAGCGAGCCGCAGGAUCAGCCGUGCGGAGGCUCUUCAGAGUCAGGGAGAGGAGGGCUCUGUCUCUGUGGAAGAGCAGUUGGAAUCCACUACAGCGAGCGCACAGGGGGCGGGGCAUGAUGGGGAGGUGGGCGGGGCUACUGUCAACCCAGAGGAAGAGGAAGAACAGGAGGAACCUGAGAGGGCUCAGACGGCCACCCCGGGGUCCAACAUCACCAAGAGCUCCAGUGUGGGUGGAGACAUGUGCUCGCUGGGCAGGAACGACGACGAAGACGACGACAAGAAGAGGCGCUCCAGCUUCGGAGCCAAGAUGGCUGCCAUGGUGGGACUGGGGAAGAAGAGUCAAAGCACCUCCCAGCUGGACCCAGAGGAGGAGGGUAAGAAGAAGAAGCCGGUGCGUCUGGCGAUCCAGCGGAGUGUAGAGACUGGUUUAGCCGUCGAGAUGAAGAGCAGGAUGACACGGCAGCCCAGCCGUGAGACCACAGAUGAUGGCGAUAAGGUGAAGCCUGGAAAUCUAAUCUUCCCUGGAGUGAAGAUCUCUUCAGACAGCCAGUUCACUGAGUUUUUGGAUGGUCUUGGCCCCGCCCAGCUGGCAGGGAGACAGACAUUGGCCACGCCUCCAAUGGGUGACAUCCAGAUUGGUAUGGUGCACAGGAAGGAGAGGCUGGAUGUUGAAGUUAUUCGGGCUCGAGGCCUGGUGGGCAAACCAGGGAACAAACAGACGCCAGCACCUUAUGUAAAAGUUUAUCUGCUGGACAAUGGGAAGUGCAUCAACAAAAAGAAAACACGGACGGCGAGAAAAACACUGGAUCCUCUUUAUCAACAGCAGCUUCAGUUUGAGGAGAAUCCUGAAGGAAAGGUUUUACAGAUAAUUGUUUGGGGGGACUAUGGACGCAUGGACCACAAAUCCUUCAUGGGAGCCGCCCAGAUCCUGUUAGACGAUUUAGAGCUGACCAACAUGGUGAUUGGCUGGUACAAGCUCUUCCCUCCCACCUCAUUAGUGGACCCAACCUUGGCACCUUUAAGUAGUAAACCUCCAGAUUCAGGCCUGGACAGUUCCAACGUUCGGUCGUAGCGGCACGAGGAGGUGAGCGGUAGAGAGCGGCGUGAGUAGCUCCAGCUACAGACAGAGAGGAGACGGUCUCGACGGGUCACGUCCUGGUUACACUGCAUGCUUGAUGUUGUGUCCUCUGAGCCCAUGCGAAAAGAGGCUAAGAAAAGGCCUACGUCCUUCUGCCAAAAAAAUAACCGAAAAGAAAAUGUAUGCUGCUGUCACACGCUGGGAAAGAACGACAGAGGAAGUCUCUCCGUUCCGCUGAAGAGAUGCAGCCAGGGAUUCAGUGGAGUCUGACUCUUAACUGUAGGACGUUAAGAGUGCUGAUUUCCACCAGAAUAGGAAGACGCCGUUUUACUCUGGAUGUUUUCUCUCUGUUGAAUUCAAAGAGAUGUCAGUGUUUCUUAUCUAGAACUUGAUGCAUUGUAGCCAUUACUGUAAGCCAAGCUGUCAAAAGAAGAUCCAUAAAGAGAGAAGCACUUGGCUAAGAUGGGACAGGAAAGGGUAGCCUGAGAGAUGACAUUCUCAUGGGAAUGACCCUACAUCAAGCCAGAUCUCCACUGGAUCGCUCUUCAAGGUUCGGUGAUGAGGAAAUGGAUAUGGCCAGAGUUCCUGUUCGAUUCAGGAAACAACAGAAUUCUGAGAAGAAAAAAAAAAUUAAAUUAAAUAAUUAAAUAAUGGACCUUUUUGUGCUCCGGUAUGAUGUUCUCUUUGUUGAUGUAUUGUAUGAAAUGUAUGAUUUUUUUUUUUUUUUGCAUGGAUGCAAAGUUGUUUUAAAAAAU
Molecule: messenger RNA, 6061 nt
Organism: Sinocyclocheilus rhinocerous
Lineage: Eukaryota; Metazoa; Chordata; Actinopteri; Cypriniformes; Cyprinidae
Gene: rims2b
Product: regulating synaptic membrane exocytosis 2b
Exons: 42
Coding region: 249-5300 (1683 amino acids)
Biological process (GO): intracellular protein transport; calcium ion-regulated exocytosis of neurotransmitter; regulation of synaptic plasticity
Cellular component (GO): presynaptic membrane; cytoskeleton of presynaptic active zone
Molecular function (GO): transmembrane transporter binding; small GTPase binding
Source: RefSeq, a predicted model, not a curated record